AUGUUCAGAAUGCCUCCUUGGAUCAUGACUCUUCUUCUCCUUCCACUUUUUCUAGCAACCAGGGUACAAGCAUUCAAUACAGUUCACACAAAUUGCACACUUCCGCCCGAGCACACCAAUUUUGUCACAGCCCCCAAUACCCGUGGGACCUUGCAAAUCCUGUGGUCUUCCCUUUUCACUAUUCUUGCCUGCACUUGGACUGUGCUUCAUCUCAAUGUUCCUGAAUAUCAGCCGAAACCAGAAAUAAAGAACUUCAAGUGCUGGCUGGGUUGGAUGGUGAAGAAGUACCAACAUCCGACGAAGUGGUUUCUCUUGACUGUGCUUGCCCCAGAAGUACCUUUCGCCAAAUACUGGGAUGAUCAGGUCCGAGCGCAUUCUCUUUUUCAUCAUUAUGAAGAAUUUUUCGUGAAGAAGAACUGGACGAGAACUCAUGUUUUGUUUGCCAACAUGGGAGGAUUUGCGCUGCGAUACACUGCCAAUGACGAGGAGGACAAAUCCAGUUCAGAAAACGAUGAAGCGAGUACGGAAAACCAAGAUAGCAAUCCACCCGGCACGGGUUCUUCUGUAGAAGAUCAGACAUCCCCACAAGAGGGCUCGAGCACAUUGAAACAAUCGACGUCGGUGUUCAGCAACGAAAAGGCAACCCAGGAAACACAACCUACUCUCACCGAGAAUCCUGCAAAGAAAUUCGAAGGUGUUUACUAUCUGACAGCCACCGAUGCUUUUAAACUUCUAUGCAGCGCCAAAACAUCUAUUCCGGGUCUAGCUAAUGUAUCCGUGGAAGAGAUCAACGAUCGGUCCAAAACAGACGUCUUCAUGCGGCUCCUUGCCGUCGGCCAGAUUCUCUGGGUGGUUAUUCAGAUCAUAUCGCGAGCAAUAUAUGGCCUAUCUGUAACCCAGCUGGAGGUCACCGUUGUGGCCUUUGCGGUAUGUGCGGUGGGAAUGUAUAUCGUCAACCAAGGGAAGCCCAAGGGAGUCAAUGUUCCGAUUCUUUUUGAAUACCCUGGGUCGAUGAAGAAGCUGGAGAGGGAGCUCGAAAACGCCGAACUUCCUGACGGUGACGGGGGACACAAGAAGUGGAAAUUCUACAAAUGCAAGUACUGCAGCAGCGAAAAUGAAAAGAGCAGAAGCCAGCGCAAUAUCGACCGCACUAGCGAGGCUGGGAAUGAGGUCAAUGAGGGCAGUAACAGAAAGGAUGAGUCCGAAAAUAGUAACAAACUUACCACCUCACAAUCCGACUCCAACAUCCAGGGUCCUGAGACAAAUACUAAAAGCGGCUUGGAAAAGCUUACUACGACUAUACAAGCGGUGCGGAUCUUGCUUGGAUCCAAGUUGGAACCAGGAGAUUCAAUAGGCAACGGAUUCAUAAUAGAGUCCGAUGACUCUAGCGAUAUGUUCACCGACAUGGCCAUGUUUAUCGGCAGUAUGGUCUUCGGAGGCAUUCAUCUUAUUGCCUGGGACUUUCAGUUCCCCACCAUGGUGGAAAAAUACCUCUGGUGGGCGGCCGCAUUGUGGUGCACCGCUUGUGUUGUGGCGUGUACAUUGCUCGUUCUUACGCUUUUCGGACUGGAUGACAUCGAAGAAGCCUUGACAAGGUUCCUACAUAGAUUCGACCGCUCUGCACCUGGGGAUACCAAGUCUGAAGACCCGGUUGACGGUGAACCCGGCCCCAGCUCAGAGAAAACCCCUAACCAGGAGUCCGAGAGAUCAACAUCCCCACCUUUGAAUGCAAAUGAAGACGUAGAACACCAAGCCCCACGAUCACACUGCCAGAAAUCGAUACGUGAGAAAGCAAUUUUUGUAUUAAGGCGCUUCUUUCACUUCCUGCGACCUCUGGUAAAUGCGCUUUUCUACUUUGUUGCAAUCUUGUUAAUCCCAUGCGCGAUUGCUUAUAUUGUGGCGCGGUUAUUUAUUGUUAUUGAAAUGUUGAGGACAUUGGCCUUUCUUCCACCAGAUGCUUGUGUUGCUACUUGGUCGUCGGAAAUUCCUAGUAUCGGUUAA
Messenger RNA from Aspergillus welwitschiae, 2001 nucleotides. RefSeq lists its product as uncharacterized. Lineage: Eukaryota; Fungi; Ascomycota; Eurotiomycetes; Eurotiales; Aspergillaceae. The transcript has a single exon. The record is from RefSeq and is a predicted model, not a curated record. The coding region runs from base 1 to 2001 and encodes 666 amino acids.